UUGCGUGUGUGGGUGUGCCUAAAUGAAGUACAGGAAGGGGAGGGGGGCACAGUCAGCUAGUGACGUGCUUAGAGUUAGAUCUAGCUUUCUAGAACACAAGUGAAAUUUAGUCAUAUUGGAAGACUGUAUUUAUCGCAUUGAUAUUUUCAUAGUACUUUUAAGUGCAUUUCUUCUUGUCAAGAAUAUGACAAGUACGGCUUUGUAACUUUUUUAUCUAUGAGCAUCAAGACUGGAGACACAACAAUGAGCAUAUUUGGCCAGACCAGUACUGCGUUUGGAGGGACGUCCGUGUUCGGUGGUACCUCCACCCCAGCGGCACAGACCCAGGGUACCCACAAUCCCAUGAAGGACAUCGAGGUUGUGUCUCCGCCAGAUGACAGCGUGGCGUCCAUGGCCUUCAGCCCGGCAGCCACCCCCACCACUACCUCCACCUUUCUUGUGUCAGGAUCCUGGGACAACAAUGUACGGUGUUGGCAGAUUGAACAGAAUGGACAGACCAUCCCUAAGGCAGAACAGAAGCACACAGGCCCUGUACUGGAUGUGUGCUGGUCAGAUGAUGGCACCAAGGUGUUUUCAGCCAGCUGUGAUAAACAAGCCAAGAUGUGGGACCUGAACAGUAACCAGUGUAUUCAGGUGGCACAGCAUGAUGCUCCUAUCAAGACAGUUCACUGGGUCAAGGCCCCCAACUACACCUGCCUAAUGACAGGCAGCUGGGACAAGACCCUGAAGUUUUGGGACACACGAACUCCAAACCCUAUGAUGACGAUUCAACUGCCUGAGAGGUGCUACUGUGCUGAUGUGAUGUACCCCAUGGCUGUGGUGGGGACAGCAGGGAGGGGCAUUAUUGUCUAUCAGCUGGAGAAUCAGCCCAAAGAGUACAAGAAAAUAGAGUCACCUCUGAAGUAUCAGCAUCGAUGUGUUUCCAUCUUUAAGGACAAAGAUGGCCACCCUACAGGGUUUGCUCUAGGUUCUAUUGAAGGAAGGGUGGCCAUCCACUAUGUGAAUGCCACCAACCCGAGAGAUAACUUCACCUUCAAGUGUCACCGGUCUAAUGGUAGUAACAACACUGUGCAAGACAUUUAUGCUGUGAACGGAAUAGCAUUUCAUCCCGCCCAUGGAACUUUGGCCACCGUGGGGUCCGAUGGCAAGUUCAGUUUCUGGGACAAGGAUGCGCGUACCAAACUGAAGACGUCGGAGCAGCUGAAUCAGCCUAUUUCUGCCUGCACAAUUGACCCCCGAGGAAACAUCUUUGCAUACGCAGCUAGUUAUGACUGGUCAAAGGGCCAUGAGUACUACAACCCACAACAGCAGAAACCUUGCAUCCUGCUGCGCAGCUGUGCUGAGGAACUCAAGCCUAGGAACAGACGGACCUAGAGAUGACUAACUACUGAGCAGAGACCUAGAGAGACAAGCAAAGUAGAUGCAGUAUAAACUACAUGUACCUAGACUGUGUAAGAGAGUAGCCAAAAGGAAGCAACAUGCAAAACUAUAUAAAGUUCUACCCAAGAUAAUAUCAUGCUAGAUUACGUUAAGACUACUGCAACGGCAUAUGGAAGGCAAGACAUGUUACUGAUAAUGUAUGUAGGCUAGUUGCCCAUAGUUGUCCUACCUGCACUGAACAGAUUGUCUGAUAGGGUAAAAAAGACUAUGAUCAUGAAUGUUAGUGAACCUCAUGCAAGUAAACUUGUUAGGUGAUAUUGCCACCCAAAACAAUAUCUCUCAAAAGGGAUAAAUCUUUUUUGUCCCGAAUACUGAUGACAUAACAAGGUUAUCUGUUAGUAAUUAGGAUUAAGGGAGUUGUGAUAAUUUGUUUUCAUACCACUGUAGUAUUCACACUGCUGUACAGAUAUUUAGGUCUGCAUACAUGUCCUUGUAAAACUAACA
Branchiostoma belcheri (Belcher's lancelet) is the source of this 1884-nucleotide messenger RNA. Its product is annotated as mRNA export factor-like. Lineage: Eukaryota; Metazoa; Chordata; Leptocardii; Amphioxiformes; Branchiostomatidae. Gene Ontology annotation, biological process: RNA export from nucleus; transcription-dependent tethering of RNA polymerase II gene DNA at nuclear periphery. The record is from RefSeq and is a predicted model, not a curated record. Gene Ontology annotation, molecular function: RNA binding; ubiquitin binding. Gene Ontology annotation, cellular component: nuclear pore. The coding region runs from base 217 to 1374 and encodes 385 amino acids. The transcript is spliced from 11 exons.